AUCAGCGAGGAGGUACAGGGAACCUGAAGAUCUCACUCAACGACUUAGGAACAGUAUCUGCAGAAACUCUUGUGUUUAGGAACAGCUUCUUCCGCUCCAUCGUCAGUUUUCUGACGGUCCAUGAACACUACUUCGACCCCCUGGAUCCCCUCCUCCUCCUCUAGCUGCUAUGGUCCACUCUCCUCUCCAAUCAGAUUCCUGGGCUUCGCCUACCACCUUCUACCGAGCCUUCUUCCCCUCACCCACCGUUUUAUUCCGGCGUUUUCCCCCUUCCUUCUCAGUCCUGAAGAAGGGUCACGAACCGAAACGUCGACUCUUUACUCUUAUCCAUAGAUGCUGCCUGGCCUGCCGAGUUCCUCCAGCAUUCUGCGUGUGUUGCUUUGGAUUUCCAGCAUCUGCAGAUUUUCUCGUGUUUGUAAUUUACUACGUUGUUAUUACUUUUUUGCACUAUUUAUUUAUUUUUGUGGUUUAUCGUGACUCUUAUUGUCUUGUGCAGAGCUGCUGCCGCAAAACAAGAUAUUUCCGGGCACGUUAGUGCUAAUAAACCUGCCUUUGUAUUCGCGGCGUGUUUUUAAAGGGUGACGCAUUAUUUGAGGACAAUAUUAUGAUCGAAGCCAUGCUCUUGUUUUAAAUUCCUCUGCCGUCCAUCUCCGUGAAGUAGGCGGGACACUGUCACUCUGCCGGGAACCUGAGACAGCAGCAGCAAGCUUAUGAGUCGGCUGUGAGAGGUAAAGGAACUCCCUCGAAAAGUGUUUCGCAGCUCCUCAGUUAGCAGCCUGCAGACCCGACCGACUCGGUCUGAAUGCACCUGCCAUUGAAUGCCGGCAGUUUCUCCGCGCCUGGGGUUGGAAGAAAGCUCGCACCUAACAGAGUAAAGGAGCGGAGGAGAUAUGGUUCCUGGAGUUCCGUGCUGUCUUCUCCUGUACCUGCUGCUCUCCAGCUUCUGCCCGUCACAGGCUGCACAGGACUGUCUGAGCAGACAAAAGGUGUUAACUGCAAUCCGACAAAUGCAACAGUUGCUGAAAGGGCAAGAAAACCGUUUUACUGAUGGAAUCCGCACCAUGAAAGCCAAACUCUCGGCCUUGCAGCUCUCUGUGACCAAACCAACUGCAAACCAGCAAUCAGUAAUAUCAUGCCCUUCUCUGGAGGCACCCAGGCAUGGCAAGAAGUUUGGCUCCAAGUAUAGAACGGACCACGAAGUGCACUUUGUCUGCCAGCCCGGAUAUCAGCUGAGUGGCUCGAGUACGAGAGUGUGUCAGCCCAACGGUCGGUGGACAGGGCAGAGAGCUAACUGCACAGAAAUUAAUGAGUGCACUAGCAACCCGUGCCAGAAUGGAGGGACCUGUGUGGACGCUGUGAACCGCUACACAUGUAUCUGUCCAAGCCUCUGGACAGGGAGCCACUGCAAGUAUCCAGUGCAGACAGAGGCCGCUGCACCAGACUGGUCCUUCAGUCGCAAGCCCCGCUGUGCAAAGAUCGAGAGGACCCAACACUGCACCUGUGAUGCCGGCUUCCAUAUGAGUGGGACUAAUGAAAAUAGUCUCUGCCAAGAUGUGGACGAGUGUGAGGUUUUCCAAUUGAAGGGAGUUUCCAGACUCUGCAUACACAACUGUGUCAACAUCCCGGGCUCCUACCGCUGUACCUGCCCAGCUGCGUACAGACUUCUCAGUGAUGGCAGAAGCUGUGGGGACGUAGAUGAGUGUGCAACGUCACAGCACAACUGCACAAGAGAAGCUACUUGCAUCAACACGGGUGGAGGAUUUCAGUGCGUUAAUCCGCAGUGUCCGCAGCCUCGUGGGAACGUCAGCUAUAUUAAAACCUCACCAUUUCACUGUGAGCGCCAUCCUUGCCCUAUGAAUAACAAGUCAUGCCACCGUGCUGCGAAGACCAUCUCCUUCCAUUACCUCUCGAUACCCUCCAAAGUGAAGACUCCAGCCACCUUGUUCCGCAUUGCCACAGCCGCUGUCCCUGGCAGGCCUGGAGCUGACAGUCUGCGUUUUGGCAUUGUGGGAGGCAGCAGCCGAGGGCAGUUUGUGGUCCAGCGAUCUGACCGGCGGACAGGAGAGCUCAUCCUUGUUCAACCUUUGGUAGGACCUUGCACCGUGGAGGUUGACGUGGACAUGUCUGAAUAUCGUAAUCACACUUUUCAGGCCAAGCAUUUGUCAAAGGUUACGCUCUUUGUCUCAGCCAAUGGAUUUUAAGGCAGUGGUUAGAGACUACUUAUGUUAACUCUGGAUUAGAUGAAAUUGUGCCCAUUAUUGUGAGGUGACUUCCGCAGUUCAAGAGAUCCCCCGAGUGCCACAGUAUGAGAAUCAAGACUGGCCUCUAUGCCUUGACUGUGUAUAAUUGAUUGUGUGUGAGACUUUGAGCUGUGCAUUCUCUGUAGUGACAUAAAGGCUGGGAGACUGGCUGAAUUCCUACCCUAUGUGGCUUAAACAAAACCUUGGAUUUCUUGGAAUUGCUGCUUACUGAAUGCUGAGUUGCCCACCUUCAUGUUCCUGGUUCAGCAGAGGAUGCUGGUUUUCCUGCCAGCACGUAUUUCACACUGGUAGUCGUCAUAGUUAGCGCAAUGCUUUACAGUAGCAGGGGUCCGGCUUCAAUUCCUGUCGCUGCCUGUAAGGAGUUUGUACAUUUUCCCCGUGGCCACAUGGAUUUCAUCCGGGUGCUCCGGUUUCCUGCCACAGUCCAAAGAUGUACCCGUUAGUAGGUUAAUUGGUCAUUGUAAAUUGUCCUGUGAUUAGGCUAGGAUUAAAAUGGGGGUUGCUGGGCAACAUGGCUCGAAGAGCCUGCUCAGCACUGAAUCUCAAUAAGUAAAUCAAUAAUAUUUGUUGUCCAUCUCACAUUUGUCAUUAGUCUCCGGUUCCACUACUUACCAUCCAUUCCUGAUUCAGCAUUCCCUUUCCAACCACCAUUUCCCAUUCAUCUCCAGUUGAGCACCCAGCUGAUCAUAACCGUACAUCCUGAAUAUUAUCCAUCUCCUUUAACCAUGAUUUAUCUGCUCUUUUGUUUAAUAUCUGUCUCCUGUUUAUAAUUCAUCUCCAGUGAGCCAUUCAUCUCCUCUUUCUCAUCCAUCCCCCGAUCACCUCCCCCUUUCCAUCCAUCUCCCAUUCUCCUCUCCCAUUUCUCCAUUAUCUUCCAUUUCCCAUCCAGGUCCCAUUAACCACCUAUCACCCGUUUCCCAUCUGCUUCCCAUCCAUCCUGUUUCUCUGCUAUCUCCUCUUCACCAUCCAUCUUCAAUUUCCUCUCCACCUCUUGCUUCCCCUCCAUCUCCCAUUAACCAUCUUUCUGCUUAUCUUCCAGCCUGAAUUAAUCACUCAUUCUCUGCUGAGCAUCUAUUUAUCAGUAACCACUCAUACCCUGUUUACCGUUCAUCCCUCAUUUGCCUAAGUACCUAAGAAAAUAGGAGCAGAAUUAGGCCACUCUGUCCCACAGUAAAUUCAUGACUGAUCAUCUACAGCAGGGGCUCUCAACCUGGACCCCACGGACCCUUUGUUUAAUGGGAUUGGUCCAUAGCAUAAAAAAGGUUGGGAACCCUUGAGCUACAGGAUUCAUCUGUUCAAAAGUGCCAGUUCCCUGAUCUUCUCUGUAAUUAAAAACCCCAGUGAGUUGAGGUCCGGUGUUUCUCCACUCUCUGAGGAGUUCCUCAGUUUCACAUCCAUUCAGCCUCAGUUUCUUAUCCAUUCCUUUCUGCCAUUCAAGUCCAGCUUAUCACUGGUCUCCUCCUUUCCAUGAAUCCACUGUUCAUAAUAUGUGGACAGACUUCAGUUAGUAGUCGACCGCACUGGUCUGCGUGGAACCACCCAUAGGCCAAAUCUGUUAAGGAGGACAGAUUUCUGUCCCUGAAGGUCUUCAGUGAACUAAAAUGUUUUCUACAACAGUCUAGAUGGUUUAACUCAUUUCCAGGAUGACACCCAUCACCUGUUUUUCAUUAAUCCUUUGUUCAACGUCCAUUCCUAAUCAGUCACCAAUCCGCGGUUUAUUUCCCCUUUGUUUGUGAUCCACGUUUCAUUCACCAUCUGUCUCCUAAUUACUGUCACGAUGUAUCGGAACCCAAGCGCAGCAGAAAGACAGACUCUGUUGUAGAAACGGCCACCAAAGUUUAUUCAUAAUAAUUCCAAAAGAACAUCAGUGGUUCUGCUGAGCGACACCACGAGAAGUAACAUUCUCACAACUUGGACCCCGCUAUUAGUGCUAAUCAGGCGUCUACUUAAAUAAUGCAAGUACACAGAAUCCCUGAACCUAUCAAAAUAAAUGUAACAAGUCUAAAUAGAAAGCACCAGGAGACCCGCAUUAUAAUGAGCAAGUUGCUCAAGGAGGAACUCUAAACAAUUAAUGACUCUCAUUAGACUAAUAACCAAUCAGCUGCUCUUUAAAAACCUUGGUCCACAACAUUCUCUGGCGCCCCACACAGGCCUGAAGAGCUCAUUACAAUUAGUUCAUAAAAUCAUGAGGAUCUUGGAUAAGGUGGAUGAUCACAGUAUUUUUUCAGGUUUGGGGGAGUCUAAAGCUAACGGGUAUAAGUUUAAGGUGAGAAGGGAACGAUUUAAAAGUCACUUUUUUCCACAUGGACAGUGGUGGGUAUAUUGAACGAGCUGCUAGAGAAAGUGGUCGAAGUGGAUACAAUUAUAUUUAAAAGACGUUUGGAUGGGUUCGUGGAUAGGAAACAUUUUGAGUAAUAAUGGGGCCAAAUGGGAAAUGGGACCAGUUCAAAAAUACACCUUGGUAGGCAUGAAUGAGUUGGGGCGAAGGGCUUGUUUCUAUGCUGUGCAAUCUCUGUGACUCUGCAACACCUCAUAUACCGUCUAGGUAGUCUCCAGCCCCUUGGUAUGAACAUAGAAUCCUCCAACUUCUGGUAAAUCCCUCCCCCUCCCUUCCCUUAUCCCUAUGUCACUCUGCCCCCUCCCCCAGCUGCCUACCACCUCCCUCUUGGUUCCGCCUCCUUCUACUACCCAUUGUGUUUUCCCCUAUUCCUUCUUCACCUUUCCUGCUUAUCACCUCCCUGCCUCCCUUCCCCCACCCCUUUAUCUUUUCCCUUACUGGUUUUUCACCUGAAACCUGCCAGCCUUCUCCUUCCCACCCUCCCCCCACCUUCUUUAUAGGGCCUCUGCCCCUUCCCUCUUCAGCCCUGACGAAGGGUUCCGGCCCGAAACAUCGACCGAUCUUUUCCACGGAUGCUGCCUGACCUGCUGAGAUCCUCCAGCGUGUUGUGAGUGUUGCUUUGACCCCAGCAUCUGCAGAUUAUUUUGUGUUUAGGGGACAGAUGCUUCUGCACUUUGUAGAUUAGCAAAGAAGAGGUCAGACUGGCUUAUCUUUCUUGCUUGUUCGCACAUGGGUUGCCAUGGAUGCAGCUCAGCAACCACGUCCUUCAGGACUUGGCCAGCUCCGUCACUCGUGAUCUUACCAAGCCACUGUGGAUGGCGGACUUUGAAGUCCCCACUGAAAUGCAUCUUCCAAGUCACAGUCAUAGAGACAUACAGAAUGAAAACAGUGCCUUCGACCUACCGGGUCCAUUCUGACCAUUUACACUAAUCCUCUAUUAAUUCCCGUUUUUAAUCUCCCCACAUUCCCAUGAACUCUCCCCGUAUUCUUUUACCACCAACCUUUAGCAUAGCAACCAGCUCCAGAUUACAAUUCACUUCCAGUUUGCCAUCCAUUGGUUGUUGACCCCUCUCCUUGGCCUACAGUCCAAAUUUUCUCUUUCCAUAGAUCCUGUGUGUACAAUCUACACUUGUAUACCAUCCAUAUCCUUUCUUAUUCAUCCAUUGUUCCUCAUCAUCUGUUGUUUAAGAUCCAUUUGCUGUAUACCAUAAUCUCUUCCUCUCCUAGCACCAUCUCAUCAGCCAACUAUAAUUUAUCAUCUUCCUUCUAUUUACCAUCCCUACACACUUACCCUUCCAUCUCCAGUCAAUCAUCUAAUGAUUGUCAUCUAAUCCUAGUGUCAUCCACUCUUUACCACAUAUCCUGAGUUUAUCCUCCAUUUUUUUUACUAUCUAUCCACUGUUUAUCAUUAAUUUUCCCUUGAACAUCAAGUUUUCCAAUUUUAAGUAAUCUUCCUUGUGUGUUUCCCCCUUUCCCCACCCAUUUCUCUCUGCAUAUCUCUUUGUCUGAUCCUCCUCCAGCCUUAUUUUCAAUUUCAAAAGAAGAUCUGCAGAUGUUGGAAAUCAAAGCAACACACACAAAAUGCUGGAGGAACUCAGCGGGCCAGGCAGCAUCUAUGGAAAAGAGUAAACAAUCAACGUCCCAUGAGUCUUGAUGAAAUGUCGACUGUAUAUUCUUUUCCAUAGAUGCUGCCUGGACUGCUGAGUUCCUCCAGCAUUUUGUGAGUGUUGAGGUGAUAGGUGGAUUCAGGUGAGAGGGGAAGAUAGGCACCCCCCACGUCCUUUUAUACUGGCUUCUCCCCACUAUCUUCCCAGUCCUGAUGAAGGGUGAAGAUCAACUGUUUAUUAUCCUCCUUAGCUGGUGCCUGACUCUGAGUUCCUCCAGCAUUUUGUGUAUUGCUCUGAUUUCCAACAUCUGCAGUCUCCCUUGUGUUUCCGAUUACCAUCCAUUUCCUGUUUACCUUCAUUCCUCUCUUUAGAAUUCAUUACUUUUUUGUCAUAUGUUUUGUUUGUACAUUUAUUCCUGUUUACUGGUUUGACAUCAUUCAUCCUAGUGAUCCAUUGGAAAAUAUCCCAGAAUUCUUUGAGGAUUAUUUUCUGACAGCCACUUAAAGAAAUUAAACCUAGCUUUGAUUUUUAUCCUGCUUCUUACAGUUAACUUCUCUUUCUCUGCCUAUCUGCCGCAAAUGUUAACCAGCCAGUAUCUCCUGAAUGUUACCAUGCCUUGUUUAAUCUUAUAGGCAAUUAGUAAAUACAAUGAGGUAUCACAAGUAUAAUCCUGCUUUUUAACAAGAUAAUCUCAAUGCAAAAUCAGAAUUGAGCCAUUAACCGUUAAGGAGUAGCUUCACUUUUUAAGAGAUGCAUAACUAUGUAUACGAUCUGAUGCUUUGAAGGGCUGGAAGCUAAAUGUUAUUAAUGAAUACAUGCUACAAGCUCUAAAGCUGUUUCAUGAAGCAGGUCUGUACUUUUGCCUUGGAUAUUGACUAUUAUAAUUAUUUUAAUUAAAACAUUUUAU
Messenger RNA from Mobula hypostoma (lesser devil ray), 7113 nucleotides. Its product is annotated as fibulin-7. NCBI's taxonomy places the organism in Eukaryota, Metazoa, Chordata, Chondrichthyes, Myliobatiformes, Myliobatidae. Gene Ontology annotation, molecular function: calcium ion binding. Bases 891 to 2201 code for a protein of 436 amino acids. The transcript is spliced from 8 exons. The record is from RefSeq and is a predicted model, not a curated record.